Exophiala aquamarina CBS 119918 is the source of this 654-nucleotide messenger RNA. RefSeq lists its product as uncharacterized. Gene Ontology annotation, molecular function: nucleic acid binding; zinc ion binding. The coding region runs from base 1 to 654 and encodes 217 amino acids. The record is from RefSeq and is a predicted model, not a curated record. Gene Ontology annotation, biological process: mRNA splicing, via spliceosome. Gene Ontology annotation, cellular component: U4/U6 x U5 tri-snRNP complex; spliceosomal complex. The transcript has a single exon. NCBI's taxonomy places the organism in Eukaryota, Fungi, Ascomycota, Eurotiomycetes, Chaetothyriales, Herpotrichiellaceae.
AUGGCAGAUCGCAAAUCUGCCUAUGGGGCACCUGCCUCCGAUACUGACUUCCGGAGAACCUGGGACAAGGCAGAAUACGAGGCCAAGGGGAAGAAAGAGGCUGAAGAACGAAGGGAAGAGGCAAAAGCCCGAUAUGAAGCAAAACUAGAGGGCAAGAAAUGGCACAAGCCUGUCGAUUUCUCCUCUCUGGAUUCCACCUCUGCGCGUGGCUCAAGAUUGGAUGUUGCUUCCAUGGUAGGCAAGAGUACUCUGGUUCCUGCUGGCGCAGGUGUCGGAAAACGAGGCCGUGGUGCUGGUUUCUAUUGUGAGGCUUGCGAUCUCACCUACAAAGACAAUGUGCAAUAUAUCGAGCAUCUAAACUCCAAGCAACAUCUCAUCAACACUGGUCAAUCCGGAGAGGUCAAGAGGGCCACUUUGAAGGACGUUAGAGAAAGACUGGAGAUGCUCAAGGCCCGCAAGAGAGCACAGGAGGAGGAGGACAGAAGGCUAGGCGAGGUUGACAUUCAAGCCAGGAUUAAAAAGGCAGAGGAAAUUGAUGCUGCUGAGCGUGAAGAAAAACGGCGAAAACGGAAUGAGAAACGAAGAAAGGGUAAUGGAGAAACUGGGAUCAAGAAAGAAGAAGAAUGGGAAGGUCGUUUAGGGAUUAUCACCUGA